Messenger RNA from Temnothorax curvispinosus, 2461 nucleotides. RefSeq names its product ATP-dependent RNA helicase vasa. NCBI's taxonomy places the organism in Eukaryota, Metazoa, Arthropoda, Insecta, Hymenoptera, Formicidae. The record is from RefSeq and is a predicted model, not a curated record. Gene Ontology annotation, molecular function: ATP binding; RNA helicase activity; RNA binding. Gene Ontology annotation, biological process: gamete generation; cell differentiation. The coding region runs from base 202 to 2358 and encodes 718 amino acids. Gene Ontology annotation, cellular component: P granule; nucleus. The transcript is spliced from 4 exons.
GAAUCGCGCAGUUUGCUUCGACGUCACCGUCACGGACGGUUCGGCUCUAUUCGUCGUGCGAAUCGUGCGAUUGCAUUAUCUCCACGUUUCCGACGCCGCUUGCUAACUACCCCGUCUCAUUUCCCGAGACACGGAAAACGAAGGGAGAGAACACGAGGGAACGUUCCGACUACGUGCCCAUCGAAGACACACGAGGUAAAAAUGGCUGAAGAACAGUGGGGAGUUGUUGAUGAUAUGGACUUUACUCAGGCGCCAGUAAAUACGUCUUCCUUUGACGAAGGACGCGCGCCUUGCCGCGGUAAAGGACGUGGCACAAUCCCAUACAACAACAACGAUACAAAUGGCAGUGUGGGAGGUUACAAUAGCUCCUAUAACAGCAAACGAACAGACGACUACGAGGGCAGCUACGAUAAUAAUACCCACAACGAAGAUCGUGAAAAUAAUAGAUUUAACGGCGAUAAUAGAUUUAAAGGAAACAGACAAGGCAAUGAUAGACCGCGUUAUGGAAAUAACAGAGGUGAUAAUGAUCGAAAGUUCCAAGGCAAUAGGGAUAGGAACAAUAGUAGGCGAAACAGGGAUGAUAAUGACGACGAAACUGAAGAUAAUGGCUAUAACGGAGGUUAUCAGAACGAUAGAAGGGAUCGUGGAGACCGACCUAGAGGUGGAAGAAGCGGCGGUUACGGUAGAGAGAGGGAUGAUGAUAAUGAUGGUGGCUACAAUGAUUCUGAAGACAGAGGACGCAGAAGAGAUGAUAAUAGAGGUGGCAGAAGCGGCGGUUACGGUAGAAAGAGGGAUGAUGAUAAUGAUGGUGGCUACAAUGAUUCUGAAGAUAGAGGACGCAGAAGAAACGAUGGUGAGUCUAGAGAAGGCAACGAAGAUGAGCCAAAGAAGAGAGAGAUUUAUAUUCCGCCGGAACAACCUGAUGAUGAAAAAUCCUUGUUUGGAAACGAUGUGUCAAUGGGAAUAAAUUUCGAUAAAUACGAUGCCAUCGAAGUAAAAGUGACCGGUGAGAAUGCACCACGUCCGAUACAAUCCUUCGAGAGUUCCGGCCUCAGAACUAUCCUGUUGGAAAACAUCAAGAAGUCAGGUUAUACGAAGCCUACCCCUGUUCAAAAGUAUGCCAUUCCAAUUGUAAUGAGCGGCCGCGACUUGAUGGCUUGCGCGCAAACAGGUUCGGGCAAAACUGCGGCCUUCGUGGUUCCUAUCAUACAUACUUUGUUGGAAAGCCCAAGAGACUUAAUUAAAACGACCACUUCCUGCGAACCACAUGUAAUAAUUGUAUCGCCCACGCGCGAACUGACUAUGCAAAUUCAUCAACAAGUGAAGAAAUUUUCUUUGGGCUCUAUCCUGCGUGCCGAACUUGCAUACGGAGGAACAUCCGUUAUCCAUCAAUCGAAUAAGGUGCUCAACGGUUGUCAUAUUCUAGUCGCAACUCCAGGCAGACUGAUAGAUUUUAUGGGACGAGGCAAGAUUAGACUCUCUUCCUUACGUUUUCUUGUGCUGGAUGAAGCUGAUAGGAUGCUGGAUAUGGGUUUCCUACCUGAUAUCGAAAAGAUUAUAGAUCACGAAACAAUGGUAGCGCCAGAAGAAAGACAGACGCUCAUGUUCUCUGCCACUUUCCCGAAUGAGAUACAAGAACUCGCGGGUAGAUUUUUACGGAAUUAUUUAUUCCUCGCAGUUGGAAUUGUGGGCGGUGCCUGUGCUGACGUGCAACAGAACUUCUACCAAUCAUCUGGUCAGUCUGAAAAGCGAAAAUUGCUGAAAGAACUGAUAGAGAAGCAAGAUCAAAUGGGAAGUAUCGAAGGUACCUUAGUAUUCGUUGAACAGAAAAGACACACGGACUUCAUCGCCGCUUUCUUGUCGGAAAGCAAUUUUCCUACAACUAGUAUACAUGGCGAUAGAUUACAAAGAGAACGAGAAGAAGCUCUAAGUGAGUUCAAACGAGGAAAAAUGAAGAUCUUAGUGGCUACGGCGGUUGCUGCGCGAGGCUUGGAUAUUAAAAAUGUCUCGCAUGUAAUUAACUUCGAUAUGCCAAAGGCGAUCGACGAAUAUGUUCAUAGAAUCGGACGAACUGGUCGAGUUGGAAAUCGCGGCAAGGCCACUUCAUUUUUUGAUUCAAGUACUGAUAUGGGUCUUACUGAUGAUCUGGUCAAAAUUUUGAAACAGGCUGGUCAGCCGGUACCUGAUUGGUUAGAAUCCGGUGGCGGUGGCGGUGGCGGAGGCAGAACUUUCAUGCCAGGAAAGGGCAGAAGAUUCGGCGGGCAAGAUAUCAGAGGCGACAAGGAUGCAUACGGUGAUAUAUAUGAAGAUGUUGGCUAUGCACCUGAACAACCAGCUGAACCAGAAGAAGUAUGGUAGAUUUAGAUGCUUCGUAUUCUAUACGAUGUAUAAAAUACUGCUUUAUUUCUUUAAUUUUAAAAAAAUAUGAUAGGUUCUACAGAUACAUGUAAGACAAAAGUGU